CUACCAUUUUGAACUACUACUACGGCUAUCAUAAAUGACAGCUGAGUACUUAAAUUUUUGUAUCGUUUUGAACUAUGAUCACACGCGCUUCAUAUUAAGUUUCGAGAUUCUGUAACAACCUUAGGAAACGUGAAUUGUAUUAUCGAUAUGUCGAAUCAGAAUUUACGUAUGAAAAUAUUAUAAAUCUUAUUUAUAAUUACGUAUCUUUAAUUUAAUUAUUAUAAUCACAGAUAUAAUUAAUUGAAGUUGUUCUUGACAAAACAGGUUUAUUAAUACUUGGUGCUUUAUUUUAAUAACAUUUUUAUUAAAAUUUCUAACGUAAAGAAUAAAAUGGAAAAUUAAAAUGAAAAUAUCAUCAAAGUAAACCAAUGAAUAUUAAUGAAGUAACGAAGCGAAUUUAUAAAUGUCUCUGUUUUCUUUUCAUGUUAGUGGUAAAUUACCGGCGUAAUAGAUCUGUCGAUAAAGUAUUAUCUAUGUACAUAAUUCCUCCUGUAAUUGCGUUAAUAAAUUUUGGGUAUUAAUCGUAACCACCUUAAAAUUAAAUCCAUAAUAUUUAGAUUGAAUUUAUGGCAUUGAACAAUUUAAUAAUGCCUCUUUUAAUUAUUUAUAUGUUUAAUUAAGAUCCAAUCGAUUACUAGUUUGGUUGCAAUCAUGAAAGUAGUAGUGCAUCAUACUUUUAUAUUGUUCGCGAUUUAGUUUUCUUAGUAAGGCUUCAAGAGUAAACUGCAACGGAUUGUGACAUGUUAAUCGGGAAUCGAAAAGAAUUAUCAAUUGAAAUAAAAUAAUCAUGGCUGAUUCAUCUUAUGAAAAAGGACUGACGGAACUUUCGAAAAUGAAGGUUGCAGAUUUGAAGAUUGAAUUGAAACAAAGAGGACUUCCCACCAGUGGUAAUAAAACUGAAUUGGUCGAAAGACUUCAGUUAGCAAUUCAUGACUCUGCAUUAUCCUUGGAUGAAACAGCAGAAGAGAUUUUAGAUGAAGAUGCAGUCCUUGGUGACGACGAAAUAGAAGAAUUAUCAAGUAAACCAGAUUCUCAAGAAGUUAGUGAUAAAAGAAAAUUAUCCACAGAGAGUAAUGUGAGUGCAAAAAAAAUAGUUCUAAACCGUAAACCAGUGAUUGAAGAAACUAAGAAUGAAUCGACAGAAAAAAUUGAAACUGACAUGAAAUCAACUGAGACUGCACCACCAGAAAGAAAAAUUAUUAAAUUAUCAGAGCUUGGUAUCAAAGAGAGAUUAGAAAUGAGAGCUAAAAAAUUUGGAAUGCCGCUGUCAGAAGCUGCUAAAAAGGAAGCCAGAUCUGCCAGAUUCAGUAUUAAUAAUCAAAACAAUAAGUCUGCUGCUUCUGUAAAAACACCUGUGCAUACAACAUACGAAGUUUUAAAAAAACGGGCUGAAAGGUUUGGCAUGUCUGUAUCUACUUUAAUGGAGAAGGCCGAGUUGGAAGCCAGAAUAGAAAAAAGAAAAAUUAGAUUUGGCGAAGUGACAUCGACUAAUGAUAAAGUACUUCAAAAUAAAGUUAAGAUUGUUAAAUGAUAUUCAGUGUUAUAUACCAAAACAGCAUCUUAGAUUGCAAAUCUUAUUCUAAGUUUUCUUAUUUUCAGUACAAUCUACAAUUAUUGUAUGCAUAAUAAAAGAUCAUCGUAUUUGUUAUAAAAUACUUUGCACAAUGAAUAUUAAAGAUUUCUCUUUUGUUACGUUAACUAUUGGAAGCGCGUUUCACGUCUUGCAGGAAAUAGUGUAAAUACACUCGAUACUUAUUUAAAUUUUCUUAAAACAUUAGAUGUAACAAAAAGAUAUUACAUUCAGUAUUACAACACUGUUGCUUCUGAUUCAUAACACAUCUCUUAACUUUGUUUUCACAUUAUUAAGUCUACUUCCAAUCUCCAUAUAGGAAUAAAUAGUCCGCUUGCGAAACAAUGUAUAUUCGUUAUAUCAAAGUUUUAUAUUGGUACAAAUUCGAAGAAUGAAAUAAAUGAAAUUUCAUGUUAACACAGGAAGAAGUCGAACUGCUUGGUCGAAAGAGAAAAAGUAUUCUACGAGAUUACUUCAAUAUAUUGAAUUUUAUUAUAAAAUGUUUGUAUUUAGGCUACAACAUGUAAUAUAAUAAUUGCGUUUGGUCUAGACCCUUACGAAAAGAAAAGCUAAACUGCACCACAUUUACAGUUGUCCCAACGAGACACUUUCGUCAAGUUUACGUUUCAAGGAAACAUUCGUAAAUGUUUUCUCUGUUUUUAGUUACGCAUUCAAAAGGUACACGCGUCAAUUUCUUAUCCAUUGCCGAGAGAUAAUCACUGUAUUAUUAUAUCACGCAACGUGUUCUGUAAGAAAUAUACGAACAUACAUAUGUA
Molecule: messenger RNA, 2346 nt
Organism: Nomia melanderi (Alkali bee)
Lineage: Eukaryota; Metazoa; Arthropoda; Insecta; Hymenoptera; Halictidae
Product: SAP domain-containing ribonucleoprotein
Biological process (GO): poly(A)+ mRNA export from nucleus
Cellular component (GO): nucleus
Source: RefSeq, a predicted model, not a curated record